Stegodyphus dumicola is the source of this 2096-nucleotide messenger RNA. Its product is annotated as tubulin monoglutamylase TTLL4-like. Gene Ontology annotation, molecular function: tubulin binding; tubulin-glutamic acid ligase activity. Gene Ontology annotation, cellular component: ciliary basal body. Lineage: Eukaryota; Metazoa; Arthropoda; Arachnida; Araneae; Eresidae. Gene Ontology annotation, biological process: protein polyglutamylation; microtubule cytoskeleton organization. The record is from RefSeq and is a predicted model, not a curated record.
AGCAUGGAUUUAUCUGAUUCUUCUAUCACAGAUUCUGGGAUUGAAAUCUCAUCUAAAAGCAGUUCACCUACUCAUAGCAUUGACAACAUACCUGGCACAAUUUGUGUGGAUGAUGAUAAUUGUAAAGAGUAUAUGGACAUUGAUGCAACAGAAUUAAUAAAACCUGAUGGAGAUCAUAACGACCAUUCUGUCCAUCAACACCAUAGGAUCUUCUCCUGCUAUAUAUGAAGAUUUAAACUGUUUGCAUUUGACUGAUGAAACUGUUGUCUGUAAAGAAGAUAAGAUAACUGUCAGUAUCAAAUCACCUAUUGUGGAAAGUUUGUUUAGUAAUGUGUCAUCUGUAAUAUAUUUUUCAACCAAAGAUGAAAUAGUUAGUGCCAUGCCUGAAAAUAUAUUACCUCUUAUGAAAUGGAAAUUAUCCACCAUAACACCAGUUCCGAUUAAAGAGAUUGUAUUAAAAUGUGGGUUUCAUCUGGUGGAUGCUGAUACUACUGAAAAUUGGAUAGGAACAUGGGGAAAGCAUCUGAAAUGCACUUCCUUCAGAAAAAUAAAAAAUUUCCAAAAGGUGAAUCACUAUCCAGGUAGCUUUCAUCUUGGUCGGAAAGACAGGCUGUGGAAUAAUUAUAAACGUAUGCAGAAUCGCUUCGGAGAAGAUGAUUUCAAUUUUUUUCCUGAAACAUUUCUUCUUCCAGCUGAUAUGAAAUCACUGAAAAAAACAUGGGAAAAUGAAACAGACAGAUGUUGGAUAAUAAAACCACCUGCCUCUGCGCGGGGCACUGGUGUUAAAGUUAUCCAUAAAUGGGGUCAAGUACCAAAAAAUCGCCCAGUAGUUGUUCAGAAGUAUGUGAGUGAUCCUUACCUCAUUAAUGGUACUAAGUUUGAUUUACGAAUUUAUGUCCUGAUCUCAAGUAUUGAGCCCUUGAGAGUUUACGUGUUUGAAGAUGGCUUAGUUCGCUUUGCAUCUGAAAAGUAUUCGUUGUCAAACAAAUCAUUCUCAAACAGAUAUAUACAUCUCACUAAUUACAGUAUAAAUAGAAAAAGUUCUUCAUAUACAGCAAAUGAAGAUGAAAAUUCGUGUCAAGGACAUAAAUGGUCCCUGAAAUCAUUUUGGUCAUAUAUGUCUAGUAGUGGCAUAGCUAUUUCAAAAAUCCAAGAAGCUAUUAUGGACAUGAUUAUUAAAACAAUCAUUAGUACCGAAGGUCCUGUAUGCAGAUUGAUGAAAACAUAUGCAAGAAGUACAUAUAAUUGUUAUGAGCUGUUUGGUUUUGAUAUUAUGCUAGAUAAGGAUUUACGUCCUUGGCUUUUAGAAGUGAAUAUAUCCCCUAGUUUGCAUACUCGUUCAUUGUUGGAUUCAAGUAUAAAGGGUCAGCUAGUAAAAGAUAUGUUAAAUAUAGUUGGCUUUCAAGUCCCUUUGAUCAGUUCACCUACUGCUUCAGAUGAUGGUAUGUUGUCAUAUUCAGAGAUUAAGCAAAGUUCGGUACGUAACAGAUACUUAUCACCCAAAGAAAAGAAGAAGCAUGCAGUGUUUACAUUUCAGUAUGCAGAUAUGAAAUCGGACAUUCUAGAGGAUUUAACACCCGAUGAUGUACGCUGUUUAGUCGAGAGUGAAGACGAAUUCCAUCGAAAAGGAGCUUUUACUCGUGUUUUCCCAUCCGAAACUUCUUCCAAGUACUUUGUGUACUUUGAACAUAUACGUUACUAUAAUUUGCUACUGGAUGCAUGGGAAAAAUGCUAUUAUAAAGACAGAAGUAGAGGUAUUAGCCAUCUACAAGAGUUAUGCAAUGAAAAGUAUCACCUUCAGAUUAAUAUGCACUAUAAGGAUUCAAAUCAGAUGCCCACUGCAGAAUCUGUGUAAUAAUUAAUGAUAUGGACAAAUAAUUUGAUUUUAAAAAUUCUUUAUUUCAAACUUCAGUCUUCUCAGGAUUGACUUUUUAUGCAUUCAUCUUCCUGUAGAAAAUCCAGUUGAAACAUGCUACUCCAAAUAAUCUAUAAAUUAACUAUUUCAUGUAAGAAAGCUAUUUUUUACAUUUUAAUAUAUCCAUUGUAAAUAAUAGCAAUUAAAACAAUCAUUGAAUAAAGUAUUUAUUUUUGAAUAA